AUGCCGUGUACCUCAAAGCUGGGCUGUGUGGGAGGAGCUCCCAGAUGCGUGGGCAGUGAUUCCGUGGGCUCCUGGAUCACCUGCCCAAGAUGCAUGCAGUGUGAUACAAAAUUUGACUUCAUAACUAGAAAGCAUCACUGCCGAAGAUGUGGAAAGUGUUUCUGUGACAAGUGCUGCAGUAAAAAAGUGCCUCUGCCUCGCAUGUGCUUUGUGGACCCUGUGCGCCAGUGUGCUGAAUGUGCCCUCGUCUCUCAGAAAGAAACAGAGUUUUAUGACAAACAGCUUAAAGUACUCAUGAAUGGUGCUACAUUCUUUGUAACUCUGGGAACAUCUGAUAAAUCCGAGCUCAUGGUUUGUCGACUUUCCAACAAUCAGAGAUACCUAGUUUUGGAUGGAGACAGCCACUAUGAAAUUGAAAUUAUACAGAUUUCAACUGUUCAGAUACUUACAGAGGGAUUUACUCCUGGAGAAAAAGACACUCACACUUACACCAGCCUUCUGGAGAGCCAGCAUAUUACGGAAGGAGGUAAUACUCGUGCCAUAGGUAUGAUUCUGCAGUAUAAGGUGCCAGGAUCAGAGGAGCUAACACAGAUGAAAUUUACAGCCAGUGAAGACUUCAGCUGUAACAAGAAACUGUCGGCAAGCUGGCUCGCAGCUAUGCAUAAGGCAACAAAACUUCUUUACGAGUCCCGGGACCAGUAAGAACAGCGACCUGUUGGCCACUUGAGGGAAGACACCAGCCUCCACGGACCUGCCUCUCACUUUUUGCUGAUUUGACAGCUGGUAACAUUUGCUGUUCUUGACCCUUUCUCAUUCCAGUGUGGUUCAUUCUGUAAGAACUGGCAAAUGUAACGUGAGUAUUUGUUUUGAACCAUAAGUAUUCACUAUAGUGUGCAAUAUGUAUACAAUUAAUGCUUUAAACAGCCUCACCUUUUAAGACUUUGUAUAUUUUGUUAAGCCUUUAUUGGCACUUAAUAUGAAAGUGACCUGCACUACAGCUAAUGUACAGCACAACUUUUAUAGUAACCAUUAUAUAUACCGUUUGCUACAAAAAGCAAACCAAUGUGUAUGUCUCUUCUGCAGAGAAUAGCUUUUGGGUAUAGAUCUCAGGUUUUUCCCUCUAUCCAAAUGUUUAAAAUCAAUGUACAAUAAAAUCUGCCUUAGAUAGGAUUUUAUAGAAAUCACUUGGGUUUUUUUUAAACAUUUCAUUUUAAACAGCUAAAUAUUUCACCAAAUACCACCAAAUUGGACUUACAUGAACAUAACCUUGAAACUUAACUUCUGUAAUAAAUAAGCUUCCAGGAUUCUUUUUAGUUUUGUAUUUUCUUUUUGGUAACUAGCUUUUGUUAAUCUAACUGUAAUGCUUUCUGAAAUUGUAUACAAUUUAAUGUACAAAUAUGAAUAAAUUAAUUCACUUAUUUAAAAAAAA
This is a messenger RNA of Apaloderma vittatum (bar-tailed trogon), 1429 nucleotides long. It is a transcript of the gene ZFYVE21, whose product is annotated as zinc finger, FYVE domain containing 21. The record is from RefSeq and is a predicted model, not a curated record. Bases 1 to 702 code for a protein of 233 amino acids. The transcript is spliced from 8 exons. Gene Ontology annotation, molecular function: metal ion binding. NCBI's taxonomy places the organism in Eukaryota, Metazoa, Chordata, Aves, Trogoniformes, Trogonidae.